Molecule: messenger RNA, 2632 nt
Organism: Paramecium pentaurelia
Lineage: Eukaryota; Ciliophora; Oligohymenophorea; Peniculida; Parameciidae
Source: the annotation of a GenBank genome assembly
AUGUUUAGGGUCGAAAAUAUAAUCGGUUUUAGAUAUCUAGCUUUAAUAAUAACGUGUACAUCCGAUCUUCUAUUUCUUUUUAUUGUCACUUUUAAUUACGAUUUUAUUACUUAGAAAACUUUAUGGGUGAACCUAGGGAUGCAUCUCAUACUUUUAGGUAUAAAUAUGAUGACAUUUGAUUAGGUCUAUUUAUUUUCAUAACAUAGCAUUUUCAAAAAAAUUAAGAAUAUAAAAUGCUAAUAAUGGAUAUUACUUUUAUAGUUUUCUUUAUAGCAAAGUGUUUCUAUGAAGUUUUUAACUCACAUUAAACAAAUAAUUAUUUUGGGUAUUUUUACAUAUCCAUACUCUUUCACCUAUUUUAAGGUACUUUAAAAUGCUACUUUUUUAAAAUUGCUCUUCCUUUUUUAUAUUGCGGAUUUUUGAUUCAAUAAUUAAUAAUACCAUAAAAAUUAGAGAAGAAUAGAGAUUCAUUAUUAUUUCAAUUAAUUUUUUUGGUAAUAGCAUUGUUUAAUGAUUUUGCCAUUCAACUGUCAGAACACAAACUUAUUUAGAAUUAUAAAACUCUUUAUGAAGAGAAGAAUCAGCAACUAGAACUUUUGAGUGAUAUUAUUUAUAAAUUAAAUUUAGGAAUUCUUGCAUAUGAUCAAAACUAAAAAUUAAUUUAUCGCGGCUAAUAUAUGGAUUUUAUAGAAGGUAUGAUUGAACCUAAUUAAAUUAUUGAAAAUGGAAUUUAUAGUCCAAAUCGUUCUGAACUAUAAAAUUCUUAGAGUAUGAGAUUAAUUUAUCAUAAUCGGAAUUAAAGCUCAAAUAUCUAAUUUUUAGAUGAUAUAAAAGUAUCUGAAUACAUCAUAAAUGAAACUGUUAAUAAAUAGAUUGUUACAAUAAGAUAAAUACUUGAAAAUGGUAAUCAGUAGUAAGAAUGUGAGUCAAUAUAUUAUAAAGUCAAAUUAUUUGGAUAAAAUUUAGAAAAGUUUAAGUAUCAUUUAAAAUUUACACAGAUAACCCAUAACAAACAGCCUUUAAAUUUGUUUACUUUCUAAGUAUUACUCAUAUUUUAUAAUAGUUAAUUAAUGAUAUAUCUAUAUAUAGUGCAUUUAAAAAAGAUUAUAAAUUUAGAAACAGUCUUAUUAGUUCACUAAGUCAUAAAUUGAAAACGCCUCUAAAUUCAGUUAUUACUUAUCUAGAAACUUGUCUUAAUGAUUCAUGUCUUCCAAAAGAGCUUAUCGAAACCUUCAUUAAGCCUUGUUAUUGGAACUCAAAAAUUCUGCUGUAUCUUAUUUAAGAUAUUCUUGACUAUGUAUCAAUUUACUCUUAACAAAAACAAUUUUUGACAAUUAAAAUUAUAGAUAUUCACAAAUUACUUUUUGAAAUCAAAGAUUUAAUAAUGACAUAAUGCAGUUUAAAAAACAUUUAAUUUACAAUUAAAUACAAUAAUGAAGAUAUCAAUUAGAUUUAAGCUGAGAAAAAAGAAAUGUAAGAUUUUAAUUAUUUUGUUUAGUAGUUGCUAUAUAUAAUCAGAUCUAAAUAAAUUAAUGAGAAUCUUAGUCAAUCUUUUGAAUAACGCUUAUCGAUUUACUCCUUAAGGUGGAUAUAUUGAAUUAAAUGUCAAAGAAAUUAAAACAGCUAGUUCUCGAAUGAUUAAAUUUGUUGUAUCUGAUAAUGGAGUAGGAUUAAGUAAAUAGGCUUAAGAUGAAAUUAAUAAAUAAAUGCAAAUUCAUCAAUAGUAAACUCUGAGUUCAAGAAAGGUUAUAAAUUUUAUUUAUUGUAGUAAAGCAUAUUGUAAACAUAAUCUCUUGAUAGAGGUAUUAGUUAUUCAUCAAUGAAUUUAAAAAAUGAAGUGCUUGGUAUUAGUUUAAAAAUAACAACUAAAUUGAUCAAUUAAUUAAAUGGAGCUUGUCCACUUAUAAUUGAGAGUAGUCCUGGAUAAGGAUGCAAAUUUGAAUUUUCAAUAUGUGAUUUAGAUUUACCUAGUGCAUAAUAAUUACAUUCUGCUUCAAGACAUAGAAAAAAUGAGUCAGUUAAAUCAGUUAAAUCAAAUAAUCAAAUUUAAGAAUUCCUUACUAUUUAACCAGAUCCUAUUAAUAAUGAGCAGAUUGUUGUUUAAUAAAUCAGAAAAAUUGAUAGAAUUAAUCCAAGUAAAGAGAAAACUACAAAUAAUAUAUCUCGAUAAUUCUCCAGACAAAAAUCUAAAAGUCACAAAUCUAUACCAUCGCUUUGUCUGGUUUAAAAAAGAAGUACUUAAAAUUUGUUAGCAGAAACAGGAAAUAUAGUUAUAGUAGAUGAUGAACCAUUCAAUCAUAUUACUUUGGAAAUGAUUUUAAAGAAUCUUGGAUAUAAUUAAAUAAUCCAUUGUUAUAAUGGUUAAGAAGCAGUAAAUUUAGUAACUUAAUAAAAAUGCAUAAGAACUAUAUUAAUGGAUAUAGAUAUGCCGGUCAUGAAUGGUAUAUAAGCAUCAGAAUUGAUAACUGAUUUAAUUGAUUAAGAGAAAAUUAUGCCAUUAUAAAUUAUUGCCUGUACAGCUCAUGAAGAUGAAGAAACAAAAUAACUUUGUUAAGAAGCUGGAAUUGAUUAAAUUGUUUUCAAACCUAUUUUUCCUUAGGUUUUGAAAGAUGCUUUAUAAAUCAAGCAUUGA